AUGAACUUGGCACGUAUGUUUCAGUGUCUCGCGAAUGCGGUGGACUCCCUUUGCGAGUGGUACUGGACGACGCCUCUGAUUUCUCGCGAUUUCUCGCGCUUCUUCCCGGAGAUCACGUCCUAUUCUUCUAAGGGCCAAGAGUUCCAGUUCGUCUAUAAGGCACGCCUCCACCAGCAUGAUUGGUGCCUCACUUUCCUGGCAAGGAUCACGGUGAAUGGGGCCGAGGGAGACUCCAUCGUGGUGAAGUUUGUGGACAGGUACGGGAUCGAGCCACAUGAGCUGUUGACAUCGGAGGAACUGGCACCGCGCCUCAUGUACUUUUCGGACCUCGCGAAGAGACGUCCGGGGCACUGGUACGAUGGGUUUGGCAUGGUAGUGAUGGAACACUUGGAGGGAACAACGUUGGCGGACAAGUAUGCGAGAUCAGUUGUUUCGGACGAUGUGCGGGCCGCCGUCACAAAGGCAAUCGGGAUUCUCGCAGGGAAAUAUUUGGUGCGUGGGGACCUAAGGAGGUCAAAUGUGAUGGUUCUGAAUGGUGAUGGGAAGGAGCAGGUGAGGAUCAUCGACUUUGAUUGGUCAGGAAGGGCAGAGGUAGUGAGGUAUCCUCUGUUUCUGUCAUCGUCGGUGUUCCCUGCUGAGUUGGGAAUCCGCGACUUUGAGCUGAUCGAGAAAAGCCAUGAUGUUGUCAUGGCGGAGAGGAUGUUUAUUAGGUGA
Heterobasidion irregulare TC 32-1 is the source of this 714-nucleotide messenger RNA. RefSeq lists its product as uncharacterized. The record is from RefSeq and is a predicted model, not a curated record. The transcript has a single exon. Bases 1 to 714 code for a protein of 237 amino acids. Lineage: Eukaryota; Fungi; Basidiomycota; Agaricomycetes; Russulales; Bondarzewiaceae.